AUGUCCAAUCUAACCGUCCUAUUUGGCCUGCAAUGCCUCUGCCCGGCGGCUUUCGUGCACCCAUAUCCUAGCCAGCGAGCGAUCAGUCCAGGCACUUGUCGUGUCCGCCCCGAAGUAAAAUCACCGCCGCCCAGGCGGCAAAGUGAACGUCGGAUAUUUACCAACUGGGGAGUCUACGGUAAUCAGCCUUUUUACGCGCAAAAUAUUACGACCGAUACUAUCACGCACAUUCUUUAUGCUUUUGGGGAUUGCGAUGGCCAGACUGGCAUGGCCAAACUGUCCGAUACAUACUCUGAUCAACAGAUGCACUUCGAUGGGGACACAUGGGACGAAUCGGUAAUAACCUAUAUGGGAAAUUUCAAGCAGCUUUAUGCCCUCAAACUCAAGCACCGAACAAUCAAAGUUUUGUUGUCCAUCGGUGGCUGGACCAAGCGCCCGGGCAACCUUUGUCAACAGUCAAUUGCGUUGAUGGAAGACAACGGCUUGGACGGGAUUGAUAUUGAUUACGAGUACCCAGAGACCCCCGAACAAGCCUCUGGUGUGAUCGGGCUCCGGAUCAAGUACGGAUACUGCUAUUUCAUGGUAUACUUCCAACGGCGUUCCGGCCAACAAGAUGCGCUAGGAAUCCCACUUUAUGGGCGCUCGUUCCAAAACACUGCUGGUAUUCAUCAAUCAUACUCUGGAGUUGGUACAGGCUCCGCCGAAUCCGGAAUUUACGACUACAAGGCCUUGCCUCCAGACGGCUCCGAAGUUGUCGAGAACAAACUAUGGUAUCAGUUACAACCCAUCCACCAAGGAGCUUGUUUCAUACGAUACUCCCACUAUCGCCAAGAUGAAGGCAGUACAUUGCAAAGAAGGGAUUGGCUGGUGAAAAACCUCGGGCAGGGCGGUGCAAGUGCUUCGCCGACAUAUGUGCCCCCGACAUCCACAUCGACAAGUACUCGGCCCACAGCCAGCAGUACGACGACACGCAGCACGACCGCAACGCCGACUACAAGUUCCAGCCCGGUCACUACCACCAUCACUUCCGGCGCUCCUUCCACGACCGUCUCGGCUACCGAUGCGACCACUUCCCCUGUAUGGACACCGACUCCACAACCCGGAAAUCUGUGUGACGCUUUUGCGCCUGUGGGAUUCUGA
Messenger RNA from Rhizoctonia solani, 1140 nucleotides. RefSeq names its product chitinase. Gene Ontology annotation, cellular component: extracellular region. Gene Ontology annotation, biological process: chitin catabolic process; carbohydrate metabolic process. NCBI's taxonomy places the organism in Eukaryota, Fungi, Basidiomycota, Agaricomycetes, Cantharellales, Ceratobasidiaceae. Gene Ontology annotation, molecular function: chitin binding; chitinase activity. The transcript has 13 exons. Bases 1 to 1140 code for a protein of 379 amino acids. The record is from RefSeq and is a predicted model, not a curated record.